UCUUCAUUUGAUUUUGGAGAUUUGAUCUAUUAUCUUUUUGUUGAGGAGGCGAGGGAGGUAAAUCCAACCCGCUCCGCUCCGCUCCAGCCGUCUUAUCAAAGCCCUCUCUCGCUUCAGAGGAGUGGCUUGUUUCGCCUCGCCUCGCCGAUCACCCUAGCCCAGCCUUGUACAGCUACAGCCCUGUUUCGGGAGGAGAGGGCCAUCCAAGGAAACAAACCACUUACUCCCUCGAGCUCUGCCUGUGUCUGUCUCACUUGCUGUUGACAUCACUGGCAGUGACUGACAGAUGAACUUGCCAGGAGACGACGAGAAUCAACUCGAGUUCAAUUUAAACUUUCAGUUAUUUGAUUGAUACCGUAUGCCGACUGUGUUCUGAAAGUAAGUUAGGAUUUGGAGGGGUUACACAAACGGGCUUGAGUUUUGUGAGGGGAAUGAGCGUUCUAGAUCUUAUCUAUUAAUCAAAACUACCCAAAUAUUUUCGAAGAAUCAGCACUCGAUUGAAAACACAUCGAAAGCGAAUUACCAUCGAUAUUUCCCCAUUAUAAAACCCAUCAAUCCCGCCCACCAUGGCUUCCAAAACAGUCUCCAUAUCCGUCAAGUACUCGAAGCCAGGAACGCAGCCCCCGAUAUUCCUGGCAGGCAGCUUCUCCGACCCAGCAUGGCAGCCGCAAGAAAUGCAGUACACGACCGACGAAAACAACGAGCACGAGUUCUUCAGGGAGGUGAAUGUCGAGCAGGGGAAGGAAUACCAGUAUAAGUUUCGUAUUGGUUUGGGAGAGUGGUGGAUAUUGAAUGAGGAUUCUCCUACAGGAACCGACGACGCGGGGAAUCGAAAUAACGUCCUUUCUGUACCUGUUACGGACGACGCAAUUGUUACGAAACCUACUGAGGAUAUUCCAGAGGAGGAUACGACCAAAAUGGAGGAAGGCAAGCAUACGCAGCCACUGGCCGCGAAGGAGGUAACACCAGAGCCAAUUGAAAGCACAAUGAGUACAAAGGAGGCAACGCCAGAGCCUAUCGAGGAGGCAAUGGGCACAAGAGAGACAUCUGAUGUUCUAUUCUCCGAUGAGAUCGUCAAGGACCUUGAGGAACCAAAGGAUACCAGCUUGCCAAUGACCCCCGAACCAAGAGAACCACACUCUACACCUGCGCACGAGAUGGAGAAGACGAAGGUCGAGCUUGUGAAGGGUAAUUUGAAAGAUUUGGAUGACGAACAUACCAAGACCAAGUUUGUUCAGGAUCUGGAGGAUAACAAGGAGGACAACACCAGGGAAGCAGAGUCCACAGAGAGCAUUGUACCUGCUGCAGCACCAACUCCUGAAAUUGGUUUGGAGCAAUCCCUUCCAACACCUCCAAUGGAGGCAGAGAAGCUACACAUUGAACACGUCAAGGAGAAGACGGAGAUCGACGAGCCCUCAGAAACUCCAACUGUAGUUGUUGAGAAGGUUGAUAGCACCCCCAGCCAUGGAGACGACUUCGGACCUGAUGCUACCCGUGAACAAAAGGAUGCACACAAUCUGCGAGCUCAAGAUGCAGAGCCAGAUCAUACCGUCGUCCGAAAAGACGCACAUAACCCGGAGAUCGCAGAUAUUGCAGCUGAAGUUGCUGACACUGCUGAAACUCUUGAUCGGGAUGCUCCUACACCUCCUAUCUCCGACGAAGAGGCUGGUCGUAUUGGAUACCGUCGAAUGUCAAACACUCCAAUCCCAGAGGUUGCAAAAACAGCUGCAGAAGUUGCCGAUGUUGCUGCUACUCUUGAUAAACAGAACCUUGGCGACCUUCUUGAGGCUCGUGGAUACUUUGAGAUCAUGAAUGAUGAGAGUAUUGUAUUCCCUGAGACCCCACCACAUGAGAAGGUUCCCUUGUUUCCGCAUGAGAGUGGUCUAUCACCACCAAAGAGCAAGGAAUCUCGUCGACACCGUAACUCUGAUACCCAACGUCGAGCAUCAAGAACCGAGGAGGCUACAGUCUUUGAUCCUAAUGAUCCAACUAUUCAGCCGUUCCCGGAAGAUCGAGAAGGUAUUAUGCGUCAAUUAGCCUUGCUGCAACAACGCCUUCCACCUGACACCAAUGAUUGCGUGGGUGGUGUUGACUCGCCAAUCUCCGAAGAAAUCCAUUGCCCUGGAAAGCCCAUUUCGCCCGGUCUUAAUAUUCCACUCCAGGAUCAGUCUCCAUCGCUCGAUUCGAUCACAGAGGAGAACGAUGAGGACCAGGAGCUUCUGCCUAGUGCUGAGAAUGUCAAUGGUGAUAGAUUGACGAGUUUGAACAAGGUUGACGAGGCUGAAGACAAUGUCAAGGAACCGCAAGUCAAAGUCAAUGGAGUCAAGGAGACGGCCGAGGACGCAAACAAAGAGCCAAUCCAGGCGGAGAAGGAAAUUCCUCCUAUCCCAGAAAUCUUGGUUCAAAGAGAAAACUCGAAGCCAGAGCCAAAGGUUGAUGAAGAAUCUAAGGAACCAUUGGCAGUAGUCUCGAGCCAAAGUACUGAGCCUGUCUUGACAAAUCCGAUUGAUCGUUCAUUGGAUGGUGCUGAAGGACUUGAGGAUGCCGAAGCUGGAAUCGCCGUAGGAGAGGCCGCGACUCCAAAUGCCAAGUCUGAUUUGGGACAUACAAGUGAUGGCUCGACGGAGGGACUUCCAUUGCCAGUAUCGCCCACACGAAUCCCAGCCACGCCAUUUGUAGUAGGAAAUCGUCAACUUGGUCAUGAUGAGGACGAGGUCCAGAAUAUCAGUGUCCCAUCAGGUCCUAAUAUCCAAGUUUCUCCAGCAACUCCUAGAGGUUCUGCUGUUGAACAGAAUCCCUUGGAUACGGCAAAAUCUUCAGCUAUUGAAAACAAUAACAAUCAGAUCAAGUCUCGGAAGCAACCCGCGAAGUCUAUUCCGGAUCGACCACUUACACCCAGCUCGAUGCGUGGAAAGGAACAAUCUAGGAAUUUCUUGAAGGCAUUCUGGAGAGUUGUCUUUGUUGAGUGGAUUGGUGGAUUGAUCAUUCGUCUAUGCAAUGGUGGCAGAGGUCGCCAAACGUAAGAACUCACAGCUUAUUAGAUCCCCCCGAAAAAUGUCCUCUUCCUUUACUAUCGGAUUAUGUUACGAGUACAGUUUUCUUAUGUCAACAUAAAAAAAAAAUUACCAUCGACAAUGCUGAUCGCUGGUCCAACACACAGGCUUCUGGCCAUUGGUGCACUUGCAGUUCUUGCUUCUGCACCUGCCAUGUAUCAUUUCUUCUUGGCUCGAAUAGUCGGGUACAAGUUGCGCAUACCAUAGAUAGGUGGGGUGGAGUGUAUUGGCAUUGCUUGCGGUUUUCUUUUGUUUUUGCGGUUGAUGAGAUCAUGAUGGAUUGGGGGUGUGAUGAAUGGAUGCUGGUUUGCUUGAGCUUGAGCUUGGGGUGAGAUGAGGAUACCUGAGCUGGGCUGGGAGGAGCUGAGCACAACUGAGUAUGGAUGCAUCCAUGCUUGCAUGCAUGUAUUGGAGACCAGGCAGUCCUGUAUUAUAUGAGCUUAGGGCUGACUGACUGAAGACAAUUACAAAAAUCAAUUGAGCUUCUGUACAUGGAUAUGGAAUUUUGAG
Molecule: messenger RNA, 3563 nt
Organism: Cadophora gregata
Lineage: Eukaryota; Fungi; Ascomycota; Leotiomycetes; Helotiales; Ploettnerulaceae
Exons: 7
Coding region: 567-3023 (818 amino acids)
Source: RefSeq, a predicted model, not a curated record